CCAAAAUAUGGGGGGAGUCAAUUUAGUGAUCCCCUUUAUUUCAUUAACAAGCUCGCUAUAGGACUUAGUAGCUUCAGCCUCUGUGAUCAGAGGUAAGAAGGAUUUAAAGAUAGCGCAACGUCUCACCGCGAAGUUGUGGCGCAAAUACGGCUCAGGUAGCGUGGCGCUGAUUACUCGAUUCCCGAGUUUCCCUUUCACUGUCCCCUCCUUCGACGCCCAAGCAAGGCCCCCGCGUGAUAUUUCCCCCCCAAAAAACCCUGGCCCUGGACACACAUUCCCGGGACAGCUUCUAUAGCUGUCCCGAUCUGUCCUCGUUGCAGAUAUCUAAGGUCUCGGCUGCCGCAUACGGUCUCGAUCAACUCGAAGUCAGCACCGACCCAGAAGCUUCGCGCUCACCCUCCCCCGACCCCUCCUCCACUGCCCCGCGCAGCGCCAAAAAACGUUCGAAAAGUCAGGCCGUCUCCCGAAAAGCCCGCGGCGUGAUCGGCAAGGUUCGCGCAUUCCAGAAGAUCGCAGCCGCCAAGAUGGCGCAUCCUUCCAUCAAGAUCGAUACCAACGUCCAGACGGGGAAGCGCGGCUUACCUCCCGACGGCGAUGGUCUCGACGUGCCUGGUGAACAGGGGAAUCCCCGGUUGGACGCUGGCAAUACGGACGAUGUCCCGCCGUUCUUGUGCCAAUCAGUCUCGGAGAUCCACGACAAAUUUGAAGACCUCGAAUGGAUGCAGCGGACGCGACUGGCCGAGGCCAUGUUGUCCAACGACCCUGCCCACCCUUUUGCCCUCGAAGGCGACCCCCAAGUCAAGGCUCGAAAUCGAUAUGUUAACGUGCAGGCAUGGGCCAACUGCCGCAUCCAUCUGCGGGUGCCCGAGGGUGAGUGUGAUUUUAUCAACGCCUCGCCGAUCAUACUGAAGGACUCGGUCACGGAGGAGGAGAGGACCUACAUUGCGACCCAGGGACCCAAGCUUGGUCAUCUCUCUCAUUUUUGGCACAUGGUCUUCCAUGAAAGCAAGGAUGUGGCUGUCAUCGUCAUGUUGACCCAAACCUUCGAGGCUGGUCGAGAAAAAUGCGCACAAUAUUUCCCAUUGGACUCGAGUCAGGCUUCGAUGAUUCUCUCGGAAGAGGAGUCGGAUCCCUUCGUGGCCGAUGAGAGUAGCCAGGAGGAACCCCCCGAAAUCAUUGGCAAGGUGACCUUGCUAGAGUCGACGUUCGAUGCCAAGUCACGCUCGGAAAUUCGCAAGCUCGAGUUAACAAUCGGCUCGGAGUCGAAGAUCGUCUGGCAUUUCCUUUUUGCGGGCUGGGCCGAUUAUUCCAAGCCCGAAGGUAACGACCGCGAGGCACUCCUUGAGUUGAUCAAAUUAUCGGCCUCCAAAGCUGGAGGGCCUGAAAAUCCACGUGUGGUCCAUUGCAGUGCAGGCGUGGGCCGCACGGGAACUUUCAUCGCCUUGGACCAUCUCCUUCAGGAGCUCGAAUCGGGCCACCUGCUGCAGGUAGCCGAUGCCGAGACCGACCCCGUGUUUGAGACGGUCAACCAGAUGCGCGAACAGCGAAUGAUGAUGGUUUACAACGAGAUGCAAAUGCAAUUUAUCUACGAGGUGCUCCGAGAACAAACGGAUAUCAAAUUGGGUAAAAUGCUAGGACAGAACAACGCGUCGCCUGGGAGCCAAACGGAUGAGCCACGGUCUGCCAAGCUCGCCAAACUGAGCGAUGAGCCUGAUUAUCUGCCUGCAUCGAAGCCUGAAUUAGAGGCUGUUUCAGACCAAGUUGCAACUCCGACUGAAACACCCGAGUCCUCUCACCAUGAGUAACGAGUGCCGACAUUGUUCAUUACAUUGCUUGUUUCACCAGACAUCUCUUUCACCCAGAGGCCAGAUUCCUAUCUGGCCACGAGAGGUGGUUCGCUUCGUCUUCCUAUUCUACUCUUUGUGUUUACUCGUCACGAUUGAUCAUGAGCCCCUGAAUUUCCGAUUUCAUUUGUUCUCUUGCAUCAUAUCAUGGCAUCCGGUGUUUCUGUACUUGCUGCUUUAUUGUCCCAUGGUCCCCUUGUCUUACAUACUUCUGUACUUGUCUUGUUUACUUUUCUUGUCUUCCUAUUACCUUUUUUUUCCCCCAUUUGCCCAAAGGACCCUUCCUGUAUCUUCUUGCCUUUUUCUGAAUACCCCCAGUCUACAUUGCCACUUGUUAUGAAUUUCCUUGCACUCUUCUGUAGUUCUAUGCCCGAUGACUGAAGACCUAGUCUUUGCAUUAGAGUUGCUGUAUAUUAGCGGUUUGUCGAGUUGUGUCUACUAUGCCUGUAUCGACUUAAGCCAACUUCUCGCUCCAAGCUUGAUUUGCCGAUGCUGUAGAACUCUG
Penicillium brasilianum is the source of this 2349-nucleotide messenger RNA. Lineage: Eukaryota; Fungi; Ascomycota; Eurotiomycetes; Eurotiales; Aspergillaceae. The record is from the annotation of a GenBank genome assembly.